UUUUUGCUUCCUGUUAUUUCUCGUUUCUCUGCACAAAUCUCAAUCACACGGUUUUUACUUUAUUAUUCUUCGUGUCAAACUCGGUCUCUCUCCCCCAUCCUCCAUAGUCGAUGUUCUGCUCCUUCGCUGGUUACUAGAGUUCUCUCAAACAUGUACUAUUCAUCGCUUUGGAACCUUUCCAGUACAGGGGUAACACUGCGUACAUCCAACCCCCCCUUACCCCACCGUAUGUGGGAGCCUUUGCGGCACUGGGAUAAAUGAAAAUGAUGAACAUAAAAAACUAGUUGCCCCUACUUUCAAACUUAAGAGAACCAACAUGUUAGUACUUUUCUCUUGACAAGUUUGAUUAGAUACACCAUUAGGAGACUGUAUAUAGUCCUAUCCAACAAGGACAAAAACAGAUGACUUAUCUACUCAUUCCCUCAAACAAGGGUCAAGCGGAAGAAUUGUUGGUUUUGUACCCAUGAAUUUUAUCACAUGUUGUAUGAAGAGCGGUGCAAAGCAAGUGAAGGUGAGCAGGGUGAUUCCAUUGUAAUGAAAGAUGAUACUCAAGACAAGUUGGAAGAGGAAUUGGCGACUUUCGUAUCUCGUGUGUCAUGGGAGAAAGUAGAUGUCAACUUGCAUAUCAGCAAAAUCAAAUAUGCAACUCAUAGUAUUAUCCAGGUAAAAGUCGAGUGUGCAUUCAGAAGUUCCAAACAUUAUACAUCACUUUCUUCUAUAAAAGCCUCAAUUCUGAAACGGGGGUCGCCCCCAGAUGCUCCCUACUAUGUAUGUGUAUCAUCAAACAUGUGUGUCCUUUUGGGUGCAAGCAGGGUUCAAGAUGCAAUACCUAUACAUUUGUCUAUAAACUACAAAUUAAUGAGGCAGCUGAUGAGAGAUCUAAUGUAUUGCUUAUGUGUUGCAGUGUACACAAGAACACUUCAGUCUAACUUCUAUAAUAACUUCAUUGUUAGC
Molecule: messenger RNA, 954 nt
Organism: Cuscuta europaea
Lineage: Eukaryota; Viridiplantae; Streptophyta; Magnoliopsida; Solanales; Convolvulaceae
Source: the annotation of a GenBank genome assembly